GCGCGCGCCUCCAAGCGGAUAAGCGUCGUCUGUCCUCAAGUGUGCGCGCGCGCGCUCCCUGCCUCAGACGACCUGCACUUGACAACAGCAGUAGAAACAAAACCAGCAGCUGCUAAGGUAAAGAAGCCCAACUGAGCCUUUCUUGACUUGAGCCUGCAUCGUCACUUGUCAUGGGCAAGGAGAAGGUCCAUAUCAACAUCGUGGUGAUCGGUCACGUGGACUCGGGCAAGUCCACCACCACGGGACACCUCAUCUACAAGUGUGGCGGCAUUGACAAACGGACCAUCGAGAAGUUUGAGAAGGAGGCUGCGGAGAUGGGGAAAGGGUCGUUCAAGUAUGCCUGGGUGCUGGACAAGUUGAAGGCCGAAAGAGAGCGUGGCAUCACCAUUGACAUCUCGCUGUGGAAGUUCGAGACAACCAAGUACUACGUGACCAUCAUCGACGCUCCAGGCCACAGGGAUUUCAUCAAGAACAUGAUCACUGGAACCUCGCAGGCCGACUGCGCUGUACUGAUCGUAGCUGCCGGCGUGGGGGAAUUUGAGGCUGGCAUCUCCAAGAAUGGGCAGACCCGCGAACAUGCCCUGCUAGCCUACACGCUGGGCGUGAAGCAGCUCAUCGUGGGAAUCAACAAGAUGGACUCCACCGAGCCCAACUACAGCCAGAAGCGCUACGAGGAAAUUGUCAAGGAAGUCAGUACCUACAUCAAGAAGAUAGGCUACAAUCCGGACACCGUGCCUUUCGUGCCCAUCUCUGGCUGGAAUGGUGACAACAUGCUUGACGGCAGCCCCAAUAUGCAAUGGUUUAAAGGGUGGAAGAUCAACAGGAAGGAUGGCAAUGCGUCGGGGACCACGUUGCUUGAAGCCCUGGAUGCCAUUCAGCCACCCACGCGGCCAACAGACAAACCUCUCCGUCUGCCCCUUCAAGAUGUUUACAAGAUUGGAGGUAUUGGCACCGUUCCUGUCGGCCGUGUUGAAACGGGCAUCCUAAAGCCCGGCAUGGUGGUUACAUUUGCCCCAGUCAACAUAACCACCGAGGUGAAGUCGGUGGAGAUGCACCACGAGGCGCUCUCUGAGGCCUUGCCCGGUGACAACGUUGGCUUCAAUGUCAAAAACGUGUCCGUGAAAGACAUCCGGCGUGGCAAUGUGGCUGGUGACAGCAAAACUGAUCCGCCGCAGGAGGCUGCCAGCUUCACUGCCCAGGUCAUCAUCCUUAACCACCCAGGCCAGAUCAGUGCCGGGUAUGCCCCAGUGCUGGACUGUCACACGGCUCACAUCGCUUGCAAAUUCGCUGAGCUCAAGGAAAAGAUUGACCGCCGCUCCGGCAAGAAGCUGGAGGACAAUCCCAAAUCCCUCAAAUCCGGAGACGCGGCCAUCGUUGACAUGACUCCGGGCAAGCCUAUGUGUGUUGAGAGCUUCUCUGAGUAUCCCCCAUUGGGUCGCUUCGCAGUGCGCGACAUGCGCCAGACGGUGGCCGUGGGCGUCAUCAAGGGUGUGGAGAAGAAAGCCUCCACCACCGGCAAAGUCACCAAGUCUGCCCAGAAGGCUCAGAGGAACAAAUGAAUGUUGUGCUACGCUGCCGACCCCAGGGUCUCCCAGGGCAGGAAAUCAAUCAUCCAGCUCCAUCCCACGAUUGGCUGCUCUAACUUAAUAACCAACGACUGGUUAAUCAUCACAAUGCAUCGAAAAACCAUCCGAAGGAAAGAAAAUCACAUAGAUCUGAUGACUCCUAUCGUAGUUGGAUUACCAUGAUACACAAGAUAAUAACGCAAACGUUUUAAGUGUGCAUUGUUCAUUUCAUUCAUGGCAAUGCCAUUUCUGUGAUAGCGUUCAAUUAGGGGUAUUCCGAUCUAUCGCCUAUGUAUAGCUUUCGAGUACAGGUACUGUUUACAUGGUGAAUGUUGUCCUUUCUUCGUUGUCUUGUUUUACAUCAUUGCACUGCGCUACGUAUGAGCCCAAGACACGCAGUUUAAAACUACCGUUUGGUCUUCUGAGUAGUAAGUCGGUAGAACGUAACGUUUCGUUGUGGUUCAGCUUUAAGUGGCAUUUAAAACAAAUGGCAUUGUGUGUCCUUUCCAAAAGGGGGCUCCAAAGUAAGCCUCCUGAAUUCUUGAAGCACUUUCAUUGGCACUUUGCACAUGCACUGGAGAUAUAUUUCAAAACUGACUAAGCUAUUGCACCUUUACUAUAAGAUGGCACAAGACGCUUUGCGACAUUAAACAAGAUUCCACUCAG
Messenger RNA from Hippocampus comes (tiger tail seahorse), 2231 nucleotides. Its product is annotated as elongation factor 1-alpha 1. Gene Ontology annotation, biological process: translational elongation. Gene Ontology annotation, molecular function: translation elongation factor activity; GTP binding; GTPase activity. Bases 171 to 1559 code for a protein of 462 amino acids. NCBI's taxonomy places the organism in Eukaryota, Metazoa, Chordata, Actinopteri, Syngnathiformes, Syngnathidae. The transcript is spliced from 8 exons. The record is from RefSeq and is a predicted model, not a curated record.